Molecule: messenger RNA, 1839 nt
Organism: Ogataea parapolymorpha DL-1
Lineage: Eukaryota; Fungi; Ascomycota; Pichiomycetes; Pichiales; Pichiaceae
Product: MFS transporter
Exons: 1
Coding region: 1-1839 (612 amino acids)
Biological process (GO): transmembrane transport
Molecular function (GO): transmembrane transporter activity
Source: RefSeq, a predicted model, not a curated record
AUGAGCACGGAAGAUAGAGAAUCGCUGGAGAGCAACGUCCAGGAAUAUAAAGACGUCGAAUCGGGAGUGUACAGGGGAGAGGAACGUCCGAAUGACAGUAAUGAAUUGACGAAAACUGUAUCCAAAAUCAGUGGACUGGUUAGAAAGCUUACGCAUGGCGAAACCAAUGACGAGGAAGACGACCGCGAAAGGCUCGAAAGACUGAUCAGCAAUAAUUCCCAGGCCAUCUCGCGUCUUCUCACAAAUUAUGAGGAAGGCUACGGAAGUUUAGGGCCAGUUGAGCAGCCGAUUGAUCAUGAAAAAACUGCAACCGAGUUCACACCUGAUCCGGUGACGGAUUUCCACGAAAACGAUCCAUGGAAAUAUCCUAUUUGUCAGGAGACGCGUAUGAGACUUGUGGUCUUUGUGGACGGUGACGAGAAAAAUCCUCAAAACUGGGGGAAAGGCUACAAAUGGUUUUUGACUAUGCUUUUGGGUACCAUAUGCUUCAACGUGGCAUUGGCAUCUGCUAUUGUCACGGGAUAUAUGAAGGGGCCAAUGAUUUCUUUUGGAGUUUCCGAGGAAGUCGUUAUUCUCACCGUCACUUUGUUUGUCUUGGGCUUUGGUUUUGGCCCCUUGCUUUUCGCUCCUCUGUCGGAGGAAUUUGGGAGAAACGCGGUUUACUUCUCAACAUUACUGGUUGCAGUGAUUUUCAUCAUUCCAUGUGCCUUGGCGAAAAAUAUUGGAACCCUGCUUGUGUGCCGACUAAUUGACGGUCUGGCCUUUUCGGCACCAAUGUGUUUGAUUGGAGGUAGUUUAGCAGAUCUCUGGAAAAUCGAAGAAAGAGGUCUGGCCAUGACUAUCUUUUCUGCUGCUCCUUUCAUUGGUCCCGUCAUUGGUCCAUUGAUCGGUGGCUAUAUAGGUGACAAUGUUGGCUGGAGAUGGCUCUACUGGGUGUUGCUAAUUUUCAGCGGCGCCAUGUACGUUCUGUUUGUCAUUUUUAUGCCUGAAACUUCGCACAGCACAAUUCUGAAGGCUAGAGCUAAGAAGCUCAGAAAAACCACCGGCGACGACAGAUACAGAGCUCUGCCUGAGCUCAAGGUCAGAACCGCCAAACAGGUCGCAGAGGAGACUUUGCUUAGACCAUUGAUCCUUCUGUCGGAACUGAUUGUGUUCUUGAUCACCAUUUACAUGUCAGUCAUAUACGGCCUGCUUUACAUGUUCUUCUUCGCCUAUCCUGUGGUUUACAGCGAAGGUAAGGGAUGGUCCGAUUCCAAGACGGGCCUUAUGUUCAUUCCAAUUGCUGUUGGUGUUUUGUCUGCUGCUGCUGUCUCACCUAUAAUCAACAAAAAAUACAAUGAAAUGGCUGACACUUACCGAAGCAAAGGCGAGAUUCCUCCUGCCGAGCUCCGACUAAUUCCUAUGAUGAUUGGUUGCUGGUUUGUUCCUAUUGGACUAUUCGCGUUCGCAUGGUCUUCGUACCCUCGCAUCUCCUGGGCAGGACCUUGCUUUUCGGGAUUCUCGUGCGGUCUGGGUUUCAAUCUUCUUUACAACCCGGCCAACAAUUAUAUUGUGGACUCUUAUCAACACUAUGCAGCUUCUGCCUUGGCCGCAAAGACGUUCGUCAGAUCAAUAUGGGGAGCCUGUGUUCCUCUUUUCACCAUCCAAAUGUAUCACCGACUGGGCUACGAAUGGGCCUCCACCUUGAUGGCCUUCAUUUCGCUAGCAUGCUGUGCUAUCCCAUUUGCAUUCUACGUCUACGGUGCCAGAAUCAGAAAAUGGAGCAGAUACGCUUAUUCACCUACUCCUGACGCUGCCGUCAAGGACGACAACUCUGAAUCCACCACAAAUAAGAACUAG